CACGCCCAUGAGGGCGUGGCCGCGCCAGGCCUGGUCUGAGACCAGAGACCCGCCUGAGUUUUUGCUGUGUCCCUCAGGUUUCUGGUGCCCACCACCUCCACCAUGGUCCUGGAGCUCUACCUGGACCUGCUGUCCCAGCCCUGCCGCGCCAUCUACAUCUUCGCCAAGAAAAACGGCAUCCCCUUCCAGCUGCGCACCGUGGAGCUGCUCAAGGGCCAGCACCUCAGCGAUGCCUUUGCCCAGGUGAACCCUCUGAAGAAGGUACCUGCCAUGAAGGAUGGGGACUUCACCUUGACUGAGAGUGUGGCCAUCCUGCUCUACCUGACACACAAGUGUAAGGUUCCUGACUUCUGGUACCCUCAGGACCUGCAAGCCCGUGCCUGUGUGGAUGAGUACCUGGCAUGGCAACACACAACCCUGAGGAGAAGCUGCCUCCGGGCCCUGUGGCAUAAGGUGAGCCUGGAAGGAUGGGAGGGACAGUGAGGACAAAAUCCCAAAGGGGCUCAGGCAAAACCAAUUUCUUCUUUUUGGUUUGGGUAUUUUCUAUUGCCUUUGGCUUCACUAAUCCUUUUGUUGAGGCUGCUUGGCUGUCAAGUCUAUGUAAUACACCUUUUAUUUGAGAUAUGCAUUUUUCUUUUUUUUUUUAACCCCUCAAUCAUUCUUCCUUUAUCUCUU
Castor canadensis (American beaver) is the source of this 675-nucleotide messenger RNA. NCBI's taxonomy places the organism in Eukaryota, Metazoa, Chordata, Mammalia, Rodentia, Castoridae. The record is from RefSeq and is a predicted model, not a curated record.